UCUUCAAACAUCCACCUACUACUGACCCCUCCCUUCAAACCCAACCCAAAAUCCAAAUCAUUAAAUCCUUCAAACCCACUGUGUGUUUUGUGUGAAAUUUCACACACAACAAACAAUGGCAGCAACUCACAUUAACACCACCAACAUUGCCCACAAUCUCCAAGCUACUACCAGUCUUUCCAAAACCCAAACCCCAUCAAUAAAGUCACAACCUUUUUUAUCUUUUGGGUCAAAACACAAAAACCCAAUUGCCCAUUUCUCUGUUUCUUCUAAUAAUAGUAGAAAUCUUGGAAAAAAAUGUUUAAUAGUUUCUGCCGUUGCCACCACCGAGAAACCGUCAACGGUGCCGGAAAUUGUGUUACAACCCAUUAAAGAAAUCUCGGGUACGGUUAAUUUACCCGGGUCCAAGUCGUUGUCUAAUCGGAUCCUCCUCCUUGCUGCGCUUGCUGAGGGAACGACCAUUGUUGACAACUUACUCAACAGUGAUGAUGUUCAUUACAUGCUUGGAGCUUUAAGAACUCUAGGGCUAAACGUUGAGGAGGAUGUUGCAAUUAAAAGGGCAAUUGUGGAAGGUUGUGGCGGUGUGUUUCCUGUGGGUAAAGAAGCUAAAGAUGACAUACAGCUUUUUCUUGGGAAUGCAGGAACUGCUAUGCGUCCAUUGACUGCAGCAGUUACUGCUGCUGGUGGUAAUUCAAGCUACAUACUAGAUGGCGUUCCUCGUAUGAGAGAGAGACCAAUAGGUGAUUUGGUCACGGGUCUUAAGCAGCUUGGGGCAGAUGUUGACUGUUCUCUCGGGACGAACUGCCCUCCCGUGCGUGUAGUUGGUGGAGGUGGUCUCCCUGGAGGAAAGGUUAAGUUGUCGGGAUCUAUUAGUAGUCAAUACCUUACUGCUCUGCUUAUGGCUUCUCCCCUUGCCCUUGGGGACGUGGAAAUUGAAAUCAUAGAUAAACUAAUUUCCAUACCAUAUGUCGAGAUGACACUGAAAUUAAUGGAACGGUUCGGCGUCUCGGUAGAACAUAGUGAUAGUUGGGACCAGUUCUUUAUUCGAGGCGGCCAAAAGUACAAGUCACCUGGAAAUGCUUAUGUAGAAGGUGAUGCGUCAAGUGCGAGUUACUUCUUGGCUGGUGCUGCCAUAACCGGAGGCACCAUCACCGUUGAAGGCUGCGGAACAAGUAGUCUGCAGGGUGAUGUGAAGUUUGCGGAGGUACUUGGACAAAUGGGUGCGGAAGUAACAUGGACUGAGAACUCAGUCACAGUUAAGGGCCCACCAAGGGAUUCUUCUGGAAGGAAACAUUUACGUGCUGUUGAUGUGAACAUGAACAAGAUGCCUGAUGUUGCCAUGACUCUUGCUGUGGUCGCUCUUUAUGCUGAUGGCCCUACAGCCAUUAGAGAUGUUGCUAGCUGGAGAGUUAAAGAAACCGAAAGGAUGAUUGCCAUUUGCACAGAACUUAGAAAGUUGGGAGCAACAGUUGAAGAAGGUCCGGACUAUUGUGUGAUCACUCCGCCAGAGAAGUUAAACGUGACAGCAAUAGACACAUAUGAUGAUCACAGGAUGGCCAUGGCUUUCUCUCUUGCCGCUUGUGCAGAUGUUCCUGUGACCAUUAAGGAUCCUUCUUGCACACGUAAGACGUUUCCUGAUUACUUUGAAGUUCUUCAAAGAUUUGCCAAGCAUUAAUGUGAUUAUGGGUAGUGGUUUGCUUUUCUAUAUGUAAUUUUUGUUUCAUUUGUAACGAGUAAAAUGUGAGUUUUGGGCAUAACAUAUUCUUAUGAACUUGUAUUCUUUCGUAAGAUUUUUUUAGUGUAAUAAAAUAUUUUGCUAUUUCA
Erigeron canadensis is the source of this 1824-nucleotide messenger RNA. RefSeq names its product 3-phosphoshikimate 1-carboxyvinyltransferase 2. Gene Ontology annotation, biological process: chorismate biosynthetic process; aromatic amino acid biosynthetic process. The coding region runs from base 116 to 1675 and encodes 519 amino acids. The record is from RefSeq and is a predicted model, not a curated record. The transcript is spliced from 8 exons. NCBI's taxonomy places the organism in Eukaryota, Viridiplantae, Streptophyta, Magnoliopsida, Asterales, Asteraceae. Gene Ontology annotation, molecular function: 3-phosphoshikimate 1-carboxyvinyltransferase activity.